AUGGAUUCUGAGAAAGAUGUGCCUUUAAGGAAAUAUGGAAACAUCGAGUACCGGUGCAGUCCUGAAGCUAGUCGUAUAACUACUAAUAAGGUGAAUCCAUUUGAUACUGUUGGAAACUACCACGAGAGACGUUUGAAAGACAAACUACAGAAAAAGAACAAUGGUCAAAUUGUAAAUAUAUAUGAUCACGCAGAUGCAUCCCCACUCAAUGCAAGUGUAACAUCAAGUAAUAUUAAAAGCGCACAAGAAAUUAGACAGGAACUUAUUGAAGAUGUUUUCACAAAUCAUCCAUAUACAGGGGAACCGAUCGCUGCUAGUUACAAACGAUCAGAUAAAAGCAUAUCGCAGCCUGCUUUUAAUCUACCAAAUAAGUACUCAGGAAAUCUUCCUGCUGCUGUGCGAAACAUGCCCAAAAGUUCCAGUUUUAGACAUGUUGGGUACAACAACUAUGAUCAAAAUAACAAACACGAAUCUUUUACAAGAAAUAUCAUCAACAAACACAGUGUAAUAGAUGAAAAUACAUACCCUCAAAAUGUUACAAAUAUCAGUCCGCCACAGAACAUGUAUAAUGAAGAGUACGUUAUAAAAACUAUGCAACGACACGCGAGAUUGCAGAAAAUUGUGAGAAAACUAGUCGUAGAACGUCAGAAGGAAAAACAGAGAGAAGCGUGGAAUAACUACAUUAAUGAAUUAAAAAAUAAACAUAUGUACUAUAGCAACGAACCGACUAGAAUCGCUCCACAAUAUGUACCGAAUGAGGAUGAGUUUACUGAAGACUUCUGGAAUACGAGGUACGGCUAUCCACAGAAUGAUCAACGUCAAAGUAUAUUGAAUAGUCUUUACGGAGGAUAUAGAAGUGACUAUCGAGAUAAAUAUGGUACCAGAUAUGAUACUGUACCCAGUCAGCGUCCUACACAUUAUUAUGAAAGUAAUCCCUACUGCUAUCCUACGGCCUCACAAGGUCGUCUCAUGAUGUUAAACAGAGAAAAACAGCGUUUCAAUUCAAUGCCACGACCAUUAAAUAAAUAUAAAUCUGUUGUAGUCGACCGAGACUUAAAUAGACGAUGGUAUGAUAAUAAUAAAAUGAAAUAUAACCGAACAUUUCCAAAUAUACAAACAGAUAUGAAAUAUUUGAACACACAAGGGGUUCUUACCGAAGAGACAAAUAAAGAGUAUAAUACGAGAGAUGCCUUCAGAAAAUUGUUUAAGAAACAGGAGUUUAAAAUGGCGACUUUGAAAGAAAAAAUACUUCAGACAGACAAUCCAAUGGAUAAGCCGUUGGAGAACAUCGAGCAAAAGCUGGACAUUUUGAUAAACUCAGUUAACUCGGUGAUUGUAGAAAUAAAAGAGCAGAAAGAUCUAAAUAAAAUCAAAUGUCCUGUUACUAAAUCGCGUUCCAUAUCUUGUACCUUGAAGAAACUUUCAGAUUUGGCUUUGAAUAAAACUAAAAGUGAAUCGUAUGUAUUUCAAAAUGAUAAUGACAUUUUAUAUACAACAGUUUUACAGAAUAACACUAGAAAUGUAGUACUUACUGAAAUUGGUACCAGUACACCCCACUUCGAACAAGUCAACGAUAACAAAAUAGCGAGAAUAAUAGAAGAGGAGAUGGAGAAAAGCGAGAAAAUAAGGAAAGACAUUGAAGAGCUACUUCACACGAAGUGUAAUAGGCAGUGCUCUGUGGAAGUAGAGUUUGAUGUUCCAACGAGGGAGGUGUCCACGUUUGCUGCAAAUUCUCUGCCCCAAGCACAAUACUGUGUCGAACCAGAAAGAAAGAUAAAUUUUAUAAGAACCCAGGUCCAAGGAAACAGUAAGCAAAUGACGAUAGCUGUAAACACGGAUCCUCUGGGCUUGUGUGCAUUGAUGCAGGUGUCGGCUGAGACUAUCAAGCAGUUGCUUUCAUAUAUGCUGAACAUGAACUAUGAGUCGUACAUGCCUGAUGGCCAACAGCGGAGGCGACCAUGCAGAACUUCGCAUUUUAUAUGUAAUAUUUGCGGAGAAACGUUUGCCAGAGCGUCACAGCUCAGCGAUCAUGUUGAAAGCCACUAUUUGGGAAGGAGGAGGAAUUGUUGUGUCUGUCGCCACGUCCUGAACAUGAGAAAAGAUCGCAUCGGUUUGUUUAGCUGUAAAUAUUGUGGGCAAAAGUUCACCAGGGCCUACUGCUGCGAGCUACACCAACAAGCUUGUGCUAAACUAUUCGGAAGAAAACACGAUGUACAGUCUAAUUUGAUGCUUCUGAGAUAG
This is a messenger RNA of Arctia plantaginis, 2241 nucleotides long. Lineage: Eukaryota; Metazoa; Arthropoda; Insecta; Lepidoptera; Erebidae. The record is from the annotation of a GenBank genome assembly.